CAAAGCUACCAAAGCGGUAAAACCAUGUUCAGUCCAAGUUCAGUUAUGUUCUUGGUCCUGGGAACUUUUAUCAGCCUAAACGGUAUAGCAGUCAUCACAGCUGCCGAUGCCUCCAAUGGAACAAAUCUGGGAUUGAUUACCAUACCGUCGCAGGCUCAAGUAUGCCAGUGCUCGCUGUCAUUGUCCUGCAGCUGUUGCCAGAGCGUUUCAGUGAACGCUGUUAAUGAAACCAAGACUCUGUGCCUGACAUUCAAAAUUAGCGUGCUCAGUGGAUCAGUAGAUGUGGGAGUCACCAUGGAUGGAAAUUCCUUGACUAGUUUCACCGUCAGCACUAAGACACCACCCACUUAUUGCCUUCCACUGAUCUCAGUAGUAGCUCCUCUGAACAUGUGCCUCAAGCUGAACAUUAAUCUGGCUGGCCUGUCCGGCAUCAAAGCUUGCCCGACUUUCUAUACUAGCUAUGAUAGCAAUGAAGUUGUCAGCUAUGAUUUUCCGUGCAUUCAGUUGGGUAUGGAUGGAGUAAGCCUGGUGUAAAAGGAUCCCAAAAAUGAAGGGGACAGUUUUUGCUUUGAUGGUUUAUUUGUUGUUUCUUUAUAUGGAUGUAUUACAUUCUUGCAUAUAUACAAAUGUUAUUGGUCAAAUGCACAAUGGAAAUUAACCGCAACACAAAUAAAAUUAAAGAGAUGAUUCUGUUGACAGCUAAGCUUG
Molecule: messenger RNA, 708 nt
Organism: Drosophila obscura
Lineage: Eukaryota; Metazoa; Arthropoda; Insecta; Diptera; Drosophilidae
Exons: 2
Coding region: 25-534 (169 amino acids)
Source: RefSeq, a predicted model, not a curated record